This is a messenger RNA of Aspergillus clavatus NRRL 1, 1329 nucleotides long. Its product is annotated as ribose phosphate diphosphokinase subunit PRS5. The record is from RefSeq and is a predicted model, not a curated record. NCBI's taxonomy places the organism in Eukaryota, Fungi, Ascomycota, Eurotiomycetes, Eurotiales, Aspergillaceae. The transcript is spliced from 3 exons. The coding region runs from base 1 to 1329 and encodes 442 amino acids. Gene Ontology annotation, cellular component: ribose phosphate diphosphokinase complex; cytoplasm. Gene Ontology annotation, molecular function: ribose phosphate diphosphokinase activity; magnesium ion binding. Gene Ontology annotation, biological process: 5-phosphoribose 1-diphosphate biosynthetic process; purine nucleotide biosynthetic process.
AUGGUCCGAAAUAUUAUCGUCAUCGGGGGUAACUCCCACCCUCAGUUGACUCAGACGAUCUGCAGUGUGCUGGGUAUCCCCCCCGCAGAGGUAUUACUUUCCAAGUUCGCUGUGGGUGAGACUCGUGUGGAAAUCAAAGAGUCUGUCCGUGAGAAGGAUGUCUAUAUCAUUCAGUCCGGUGGCUUAAAGGUGAACGAUUCCCUCAUGGAGCUGCUCAUUACCGUGUCUGCCUGCAAAACCGCCUCCGCCAAGAGAGUCACCGCUGUUCUUCCCCUCUUCCCCUACUCGCGCCAGAGUGAUAUCCCUUACAACAAAAUCGGUGCGCCCCUUGUCAAGUCGUCCGCCGAUGUGAAGCCAGGGUCUUCCAACGGCUACACUUUCGAAAGUACCCCGCCAACCCCGCAUCCCGGAAAGGUGGACAAUGGGAAUCUUCUCAACCACGUCGAGAGCCUGCAGAAGGGGCUGGCGAAGGCCCAGCUUGAUGACGUCUCCAAUGGUAGUCCGGUCAAGAAACGUGUGCCCAACGGGCUCCCGCGCCCUGACACGGCUGACUCAUUGAAAUCCGAGGCCAGCCGGUCGACCGUCACGAACGGGCAGACGAACGACGACAAUGCAAGCGUCGGCUCAGCUCCGUCCAAAAUCAGCAGCUUCCAGCCUCGCCCUGGUUACAAGCAAUGGGUAGCUCAGGCCGGUACCUUGGUGGCAGACCUUCUUACCUGCGCUGGUGCGGAUCAUAUUAUCACAAUGGAUCUGCACGACCCCCAAUACCAAGGAUUCUUCGAUAUUCCUGUUGACAACUUGUACGGAAGACCGCUCCUCAAGAGCUAUAUUCAGCAAAAUAUCCCCUACUACAGGCAGGCAGUUGUUGUCAGUCCCGAUGCUGGAGGUGCCAAGCGCGCAACGGCGAUUGCGGAUUCCAUGGGGAUGGAAUUUGCCCUGAUCCACAAGGAACGCCGCCCAACAAAGAUCACAGACCGACAAAAUGCUACCAUGAUGUUGGUUGGUGAUGUCAAGGAUCGAACGGCAAUCCUGAUCGACGAUCUUGCGGAUACAUCCAAUACUAUCACCAGAGCGGCCAAGCUGCUCAAGAAGGAGGGCGCGUCCAAGGUCUAUGCCCUGGUCACACACGGAAUCCUGAGCGGCGAUGCUAUCGAUCGCAUCAAUGCCAGUGCUCUCGACAAGGUGGUCGUCACCAACAGCGUCGAUCAGGCAGAUCACCUGCGCCGGUGUCCCAAGCUGGAAGUUUUGGAGGUUGGCCAUGUCUUUGCCGAGGCUAUUCGCCGUGUCCAUCACGGUGAGAGUAUCAGCGUCCUCUUCCAGUACGACUAG